AUGUUUCACUGCAUACCCCUGUGGCGGUGCAACCGUCAUGUUGAGAUGAUCGAUAAACGCCACUGCUCCCUGCUGUAUGUGCCCGAUGAGAUUUACCGCUACGGACGGAGUUUGGAGGAGCUGCUGCUGGAUGCCAACCAACUCCGAGACUUGCCCAAGGUGAGCAGAAAAGCACCUCAAAUCCAACCCAAACACUGAGCUGGUAGACAUCAAGGUGACAGAGGGAAUAUUGACUUAAAGAGUCCAGAGAUGAUUGCAUUAAAAUGACAACUUAUUUAUUUAUAGAGCACCGUGCAUACAUAAAGUAGAAGUAGUAGUAUUAGUAGAAGUCAUUACAGAGAUCCUUCAAACCCAUUAUUUGUUCAAUUGCAGUUGUUGAAAGUAGAGGGGUGCACCGAUCACAACGUUCUGGCCGAUCACGGAUCUUUAAAAUCCUCAACCUGCCGAUACCGAUUUUGGCCGAUCCUUUUUUUUUUUUUUAUAACUGACAACAUACACCUUCAAUGCUCUCAACCAAUUUUAAUGAAAAACAUUAAACAAUACUUGUGGAACAAUGCAAACCUUUUUGUGUUUGUCUUAACUGCACAUGAGGUAGUACUCUCAAAAUAAAUGAAAAGUUUAGAAUAUUUCUGUCUAAACUACUAAAUUAUAUCAGUCUUUUAUUUUCCACAGGCUUGUUUUGAGCCUCUUAACAAAAUGAAGUGCACAGCAGUGUUUUGCUUUUACAAAUAAAGGAAAUCACAAGGUUUGAGGAAGUUAGGAAUAUAAUAAUCGACAGGACAAACUAAACUGGUUGGUGGGUUUGUCAUUUUGGCAAAAGCAAAAAGCUACAUCAUCUGACUUUCAGACCUUUGCUGAGGUAGAUAAGAUCGGUGGAUAAAAUCGAUUUUAUGUGUAUGAUCAGCCGAUAACCCAUCCUCCAAAAUUGAGGAAAUCGAUCGGCUGGCUGAUUUAUCGGUGCAUGUUUUGUUAGUAGAUUUUUCCUUGUUUGUAUUGUAUGUUUUAAAUAUUAACUGAAUGAAAAUAAAAAAUGAAAUAUUUUAUUACUGAAAGAGUUGAUAAGUAUCUACAACAGUAAAGAUAUUUGCCAAUAAGUGAAUAAGAAGUGGUUGAAGUUAGGGAAAGCAUUGAUAAAUGAAAAUCAAAACAAAUAAGCAAUGUAUCCUCGAUGAAAUGCAUGUGUUUAUUAUAUUGAUUUAAAUUUGUUCUAUUGGUAAAGGAGUCUAUACAAUAGAGGGCUUAAACAUGUACACAUUCAGGUCUUGAUAAUAGGUGAUAAACUGACCCACAUCCAGACAAUCCAGACAAACCAGACAAUUCACUUCAUUUUCCCAUGACAGGGUGUCAGGAUCAGCAGAAAUUAUCAAGAUUUUCUGUCCAAAGCUAAUGAGAUAAAUUAACUUCCACUUUGCUGUGGAUUUGUGUGGCUGAGAUUAAGUUUAGAUGUCAAAUAAACCACUGGGAAAAAAGUGAUAUUAUUGUAAAACAGACUAAUUAAAAUGUAUGUAUAAAUGUUCUCUUAGGGCUUUCAUAUAUUGUGCUUUUCUAACAGUAAUUAGAUUACUUCACUUUGUCUGUUGUGUUUUCAGAUUCAGGUUGUUAUUGUAUCGCAGGCUCAGAGCCAAAGUGUCCUGGCUUAUUUUUGGUUACAUGAAAUGUGCCCCUCUAGUUAAAGUGCUUCUGACACAGAGCUGCUAACUGAGCUGAUCAGGAGUCCCGUGAGAGGGUGGUAGGACCUGGGGACAAUGAUUACGCAAGAUCAGCAAGGCAUGCACCCUGCAUAGGUGGAAACUUCCCACCUGAGCUACACCCCCCCUCCCCCUCCACUCCACUCCACUGCUGGUUGACUGAACAUGUAUGUGUGAGUCUGAGUUUGAUCAUAAAACAUUUUGAGACCCAGGUGUCUCAACUGUAAAGCUCCGACACGGUGUCUGAUACGUCAAACCUGUUUGUCCAGGUGAACAUGCUGAGGUCAGAGUUACCCAUGAGUCUUUGACUCUAAUCUCUGUGGUUUUCUUAAUGAUAAAACGUCGUGACUGCAUACAGGAAUAUCAGAAUUCUUAAGAGGCAGUACAGUUUCACUAUGAAGACGUAAUCUUUUCCAUAACUGACUUUGUACAUAGAUAUUUAAGUGGUAUGAGCCAUGAUGCUCCUCUGAGUAAUAUUUAUUCUGAGUUGAAGGGAUUGAACAUGUUUCUAUUGGAUAUUUGACGGCAUUAGUCAAUCUUGUUUAUCAGGAAAGAAAAAGACAAUCUGAAUCAUAGUAGUAAAUAUCAGAUGCAUCAUCAUUUGAGGUCUCAUUAUUAGCCCCAAACUAUAACCUCAACUCAGGAUAAUUAUGAUGCAUUUAUUUUUUAAUAGGACUGAAGGAAACCAUGAAAGUGGCUAAGACGUAAACAAAACUAAAAGGCAAAUCUGCUAAAUAAUGGCAGUGAAACCAUAUGUUGAUCUUGCACUGCAUUACAAUGAUUAUUUGAAAAGCAAAUUUAUAAUAUAAAAGAAAUAGUCCCAGUCAUUUGGGACAUUUUUGGUCAGUCCUCAUAUAAGCACCUUUGAGUUUCCUGCCUCUCCAGAAUAAAUCUGAAUAUUUUGUGUUUUUUUAAAAAGUUAUGGUCUGUGCAUGCCGAAUAAAUAAAAAGGCAAUAUCUAGUUUCCCAUAUGAUGCAUUUAAUCAUAUUUAACCUUUAAGAAACGCAUAAUUUCAACAAAAAUUGAACUUAACAUACUAUAAUCAUGUUAGAAAAAAUAAUUUAUAACACCUAGAAUUAAAAACCUGACAUAGGAAUAUCAUAAUAAAGGCCUGGGUUAAAGAUACAUAUAUAUUUUAGUUGAGUCUUAUCUUGUCAUUGAUUUGUCCACGUUGAAAUAUUUUAACAUCACUUACAUGCAGAGCUUAAACUUCAUAUUUGUUUAGGCUAUUUAGUUUACAAACUUGUAUUAGAGUCAUGUUAUAGAAGCAAAACUGAUCUCUUACAAGAAGAAAGUCACUGAUGCUAUCGUUAACCUCUUUUUCAUGCAUCUCAAUUAACGUCAUUCUAGCAAACUCAUGGCUUCAUUCUGAUAAAUUUAAGUCUUGAAAUUCGACUUUAUUCCCAGUACAUUGUGACUGUAUUUUUGUAGGUUGACCGCUUAAAUCUCAAAAUCAGAUCUAAUCCUCUGUUGUAACACACAGUUAAUAAAAGAAAGUAAAAAGAAUAUAUUAAAAUGACAAAUUCCCAUUUUGUAUUCGGGCUUCCCUUUUUUUGGGGUCUGUUUAAAACUCAACACUCAACAAUAUUUGGCAGAAAGAAUCACAGUAAAAUCUUCACAGAUCAAUAUUUCUGUGGAUUAUUACAUGAAAAUUGUUUAUUAAUUUAUAUUAUAUUUCAUGUAAUGUUUGAUCCAACCCUUUUUCCUCAAAAGUCACAUCCAUAAGGAAAUGGUGUCAUUUUUUCGGUCGAUCAAAACAGGAUUAUCUUGAAAACUGAAGUCUUCACAAUCAAGCACACACACACACACACACUAAUGAAGGUGUGAACUCCUCACACCCUCCAAGCCUUCAUACUAAACCCUCGAGUACAAACCUGAUAAUAGGACCAGGAUUUGCAUGUUACUUCUGCAGGCAGGUAUAGUUUUGGCCUGAAACUAAAGACAUCAUGGUGUGACUUGUGGUGUUUCUUUUACACACAGCCCAGAGCGGUGACUGACUUUGUGUGUUCGUAACUUAUGCCCUUUAAACUUUUUCUGCAGCCGAACCUGUUUGAUUCUGUAAGUUUCCACUCUGGAGAUUGUAUUUUAAGCCUGAGAAAAGAGUGUCAGGUGCUCUGGUUUUAACCUUGAGCACGGAGCACAUUCUGUAAUGUAUUGGGUUUACAGCUGGACAGAUUAUGAAAUAAGGUCUGGUCCACUUGAGAAACUGUCCUGACCUCUUAAAACUGAUGUCACGGUGAGUCAGAUGUUAAGCUGAUUAGAUUUGAAGCACUGUUUUUGUGCCUUUGUGGCGUUUCUCAUUUCUCAUUUCAUUCACAAGUCUUAAACCCCCGUGAAGCAGUUUGAUUUGGUUGUAAUCUGAACAGAGAAUGCUGUAGUUUGAUGCACAGACGCCAAAAGAAGAUAGGAAAGAGAGCUGACGGAGAUUUUAUUUUUGAGGCUUAGCGUGUCCACAGAAAUGUGAUGGAACACAGAUAAAGUGAGCAAUCUCCCACGGCUGUGUCACACUGCUUACUUUGUCCCUAGAAGAAAAGCCCGUGCAGGGACAGGUAUCUGGACUGGAAACAAAGACAGCAUUAUGUGAUUUGUUCUUGUUUCUAUGUGCUAGAUUUUUUCUAAUGGAACCGUAAUGAAUCAUUGACCUGAAUUGUAGAGAAAUGACCAAUAAAUCCAGUAACCUAGUAAAGCUGCAGACACAACACCUGAGAAAGUAGGAACUUGCCAUGUAAGCAUUUUUCUGUUCCCACAAGUGUGUUAGUAAGUGUGGAAUUCGCAGGUGGACUCAGGUUCAACAAAUUUUGACUGUUGAGACACAUCUGUAUGGUUUCAGGGUAUAAGGAAUAAAAAAUAAGAUGGGAACUGAAGGGAUGUUUCGAGGCGACCAACUCCCUAGUCCUUAAAGUGGAAAUUGAAAUUCCUGCUAAUUGACUCAACAGAAGAUAAGAAAAGACUCAGGGAACAGUCAGAGUUGAGCAGUUUCUUCUCUGAAGCUUAAUGAAUCACAGAGUCUGAAGAUAAAGGAUGUUGAAGCGGUUUGCUGAUUGUUGCUAAUGUUAGCAGAGUUAGCAUUUGCCCCUCCAGGUUAUCAUCUACAUACCUGUUCAUGUUACACACAGUUUUUAAGAUUUAUUCUUAAAUUUGAAAAAAAAAAUUGAUUUUUGAACAUAAAAAUCUAUUAAAAAUUCUAAAACAAAAAAUUGCAAUACUUCUGUGAAUCAAUUUUUUUCUCCCACUCCUACUGGUAGUAGAGCUUUAUAUAGCAGUAUGGUAGCUGCUGCUCAGGUCGGUGGCUGCCCUUCAUUAGUAUGUCGCACAUGAAAACAAAAUAAAAUCCUCCCAUAAUUGAUCCUCUCUUGGACGUGGUAACAAAAGCACAAUGAAGAGAAGACUGUUAAUGUAAAGUGUCAAAGCUGGCAGGGCAGAACAGCUGAGUGUGUGUGUGUGUGUGUGUGUGUGUGUGUGUGUGUGUGUGUGUGUGUGUGUGUGUGUGUGUGUGUGUGUGUGUGUGUUUGUGAAGCUUUUACUGUUUGUUUACAAGUGGUGCUGCAAUGGCAUAAUGCAACAUGCACGUGUCGUGGACACCAAUAUUAUGCUGUUUCAGAGUGUGGAAGUACUUUAUUACAGCUCUGUUGCAGGAUUGUAGUCUGUAAGAGGCUUUGGAGAAAGCUUUUUACCAGCAUUUCACGCCAAUAAUAACAAUAGAAAUAUUGAAAAUUUAUUAAAUUACCAGUAAUUUGGGUGCAGAGGUGGGGACGUUGCAAAUAUGCACAUCCUUUAAGACAUGCUCUUCAUGUUGUACACAAUAACUGUUCAUGAAUCCAAAACUCUCUGUCUUAUUUGUUGUGAUGUUAUAACCAGAGUUGUAUUCUGUGUUUAUAAAGGGUGCUGGUAUUACAAUAAUGAUGAGAUUGCACUCUAUUGUGCGUCUCUUAUCUGUACUCACUUCUAGAUUAUUUGCAUGCCGCCAAGUGAAACAGUUUACUGUGCUCUUUGGCAUGAAACUAACAUCAUCAAUGCUCGCUAAGUGAACCCAAGAUACGUCGGUAUGGAUGAACCUUUGUAUCAGACAAGCACAAUGCUCACUGAGUGGCCUCUUUGCAUUUGCCUCCGAGGUUGCUAUCUGAAUUAACACUGACCACUCCGUGUAUCAUGGUCUUGGGAGUGUUAUGGUCUUAUGUAAGUAAGCCAAGAAGACUCAGUAACAUAUCUGAAAUCAAAGGUUUGAACCAGCAGGCAGAUAAAGACUUGCACAGGGACGCUCGAACGGCAGGAUGAACAGAAAAGGUGUGCAGUUACAGUUACAAGAUGAGGCAAGUUGAACCAGAGCAGAUAGUUUCAAUAGUUUUAUGAAGAAAAAUCUGAUGACCAAGUCGAAGAGACUGAAGAGUCAGUAUAUUCAAUAGCUGGAACUGUUCCUUCAGGCUCUUCUUACUUGUUUGGCGUUUUUAUGUAAUAUUUGUUCUGAGGCACAGGACCAAAUUAGCAAACAGUCCCUUAUGCUUGGUUGUUGACUCAAAAAUUUUCCUCCAGAUACAGAAUACAUCAUCAGUCGGCUCUGUAAAUACAAGUCAGCUUACCAAACAGCAGACAGACUCAGAAACCAAGGGGAUAAGAAAAGCAGGAAUGCAAAACUCGCUGCCUGUUGGAAUUCUUCUGCCUGUUUGUCCAGUUCAAAAUGCAGUUUCCCACCUACUGGGACUGAUAUGAAACUGUGAGACUGAGGUGCUGGUGGCUGUUUCUAUCAGCUUUUCGUGACUAAAAACAACUCGUACAUCUACAAUUCUUACCUAGUGUCUAUGAAGAGUUCUUAUUACUUCAACAGUUAAUGUACUUUCAUGAAAAAUCGAUCAGCGACUUCUCGAAAUCAAUGAUUGGUUUUAGUCAGAUAUCAGUGUAAUGCCAAGUAUGUAAUGCCUCACAUACCAACUUCUUCAGUGGGAGGAUGAGAGGCUUUUCCUGAACAUGUAUGAUGACAGUUCGGGUUUAGACUGUGUGGCGAGUAAAUAAGCCAGCACAUUUUCUUGGGCUGUUGAAGUUCCUUCAAUAUUUCCCAAUAAUACCACCACCAAAGAGCAGAUAGUGAAGAAUGAUGAGAAAAUGAUCCUCAGCUCCAGCCUUAGAGUUAAAAAUUGACCACAGAUGGUUCUUUAAAUCUCUAUACAUCCUAUUUAAAAACCGCAUUCAUGGACUCAUCUGCUGAAAUAAUGUCUGGAUCAAUAGAAAAGUUUAGUUCCUGGCAACAAUUGUUACACACAGUUAAUGAUCAGCCAUACAGGAACAAGGUUUUUAGCUGAAGCCCUGUUGGAGGCCUAGGAGUCACAUUUAAGCUAGCCUGUUAUCAUCGCAGAUAUGACGCCUGUCACUCUCACCAGACAGCCCCCAGAAAGUAAAGGUUGACCAGUUUUCAGCUUUGGCCAACUUUUAUUUUGUAGAAUUAGAUGAUUAAAAAGUACGCCACUUUGACACUGCUUAAUAUCCCGCUCACGGCACUUUCUUAUUGGCUAAAUGUCACAUGACUUGUACUGUAACAGGUUAACUGUUAACUCUUCAUAAUUAACGUUUCAGUUGUAAUCAAAUAUUUGAGAAAAGGCUUUUGAACAAAGUUUUGUGUUUGACUUUUUUAUGUUUACUGUCAUUAUAUUUCACUUCUAAAUAACAGUUAUUGGUCUCAUUAACUUCUAAUGAUCAGUGUCGGUAUCAGCCCUAAAAACCAAUAUUGGUCAACCUCUGCUAAAAAGCUUCUAUCUCAAUGGGGUGUUUAAUGCCUUAGUGUCUCUGCACAGACUAAUGGCUGAUAAUCGCCACCAUUAACUCUUGUCCAUUUCCUAACAGCAAAACAUUAAAGUUAGUUAUUAAGGAUACAAGAAAUUAAGAGGCGUAAGAAGAAAGUCAAUGAAUUGAGGAUCAAGCCUUUCAACGGAGUGGAAGACUGAUUUUGGUAUCGGAGCAAAAUAUCAGCAAAAAUCCAACUUAAGAUCAAAAACAUGACUAAACAUUGUUAUGUGAGGAUGAGGAAAGUCCAUCAACAGCUAGCAAAUAUCAGUAUCUUUAGUCAUACUGAGCUCUGACAUUGCUAACAACAACAUAUCUAAAGGUACGCCAAGGCUUGUGGGAAAAAAACGUGGGAGUACAGGUUAAAGUUAUCUCCUGUUGAGGACGCUAAAUCCUCCACUUCUCUUCAUCCUGGAAGUUAUCCCGUCUUUCGAGACGAUGCACCAAGGCAGAGAACUUCCCAGAACUGGGUUUAAGAUUAAAGUAGUUAUGUAUAAUUAACCUACGCUAAAGUUGGAGCAGUCUUUCCGCUGAUGCAACCCCUGAUGCAUAGACAUCCAGACUAGACUGUUUUUGAACUUUGACACAGCUGGUGAAACCCACUCAAGCUCUCAUUACCACUAUGCAGUGUCAUUUUGUCACACUAUCGAACAACAUAUUCGCACAUAGCUUCUUUUUUUUUCCUUAUCACGCAGACCCUAUUACCUCAAUUCAGAGGUUUAAAAACCCAAGACACUGUCGUGAGUGCGAUGUAGGGAGGAAACGGUGUCCUCUGUGUGACAGGAAGCUUCAGGGUUCAUAAUGUGGUCGAGGUGGUGAAGAGAGCGGAGCUGUGAACCUCUGAGCAGGAAGCUCGUGUUUGAACUGACUCACUCACAGCCGUUUGACCCGCAGUAAAGGUGUUUUUCUGCAAAGGCAGACCUGCAGUUGUUGAGUGUCAGACUAGUACUUGUGGUUCAGACAGUUUUAACUCCAGGCUCUGCUGUGAUAUCUAACACUGUUUGCAUAUGACGAUGUAACCUACAUGUAACUUAAGACUGCGCCGAGCAUCUGACACUGAUGUCUCUAACUUGAGUGUUUGUGGUCGUUGGGUUGUGCCCUGCCAAGUGUACUGACAUGAGUUUUUAGUUUGUGUACAUAUUUUGAAAGGUUUUAUGUGUCACUCCUAAAAAAGGACUAAAGCCAGGUCUAGAAAGAUCUCCUGUUUGAAUCCAGGGCAGACUGACAUCUGUAUUUAGUUAUAUCGAUACAUACAAGGGCUUUUUGAGACAUACAACACAGUUAUUCAUGCAAACCACCGUCAGGGAUUUGCAUGUUUUAGUGGGUGAAACCAAAGAUUCAAACAUUGACUCAGGUCGAGCGAGCGGUUAAUGAGUUCUUGACUUGCAGGCUGUUUUGGUUUUUGUGUGUUACACAUGGGUGAUUGUUUGGGGUGUGGAGUGUCAGGACACCAGCAGGAAGAACAGGUUUACUGUCAAUAUGCUAAUGCAACACUCACAAAGCUUGUUGAAAAUGUGAGAGCAGACUGAUAAAACAGAAUCGGAUAUGCUCUUUGUUACACCUUUGAUUGUCUCUAUUGUCGUCGAGAGGAUUAGAAAAGGACAAAAGCCACAUGGUCGCACUGAAUACAGGUGCAUUUACUCUCUUUUGAUACUGAAGGUUUCAGAGUACCUGGCUUUUCUUCCGGCUGUGUCAGAAAGGAGUGGCACAGUUCGAGUAGGAAGUCUGAGAGCGAUAAACAUACCAGUAAAAUCAACCUGCAUGUGCAUGAUUUUCCAGAUCUGUCACAGUUCAGGCUGGGUUUCAUGAAAUGGACAUGCCUUCACAAGCCAAGACUCUCUUGAUAAUAUCGUGAAGAGAUAAACUGUAGCAGGGCUGUACCUUUGAUUCAUGGACCCAGCAGACAGAAUCAGCCCCACAGUCAGAAAGUGAAAUGAUUGUGGUCAGGAUAAAAAGCGCAGUCGUUUGCCGUGACUUGUGACUUUACAGUUUUGUUUGCUCAAUGAAAUGAAGGAUUAGAGAUUAUUUGAACUGUUUCGAGACCUUGGAUUAACAUGUGCAUUUAAUAACUGGGUGGGGUUUGACUUUUGGACUCAGGAACCGUAUUUCUUGUGCACACAUUAAAAUGGGAUCUGUAUCUUGACAUGCCACAUGCGUACACACAUUUAAUUGGUUGCAUGCAUAUUUAUCUGACAGGAUCAGAUUAGGGAUGUCAUUUUUAGUGACAUAAUUUUUGAACCAUUUUUGCCCCACUGUAAAAACUUUAAGGGCCUGUGUCUACUUACAUGAUCUUAACUUCAGGGCACAUCUCAGCUCCUAUUACAAGGUUAAAGAGGUUGUCUCAAUGCACCUCUGUUACCCUCAGUAGUGACCUCUUCUUAAUGUAUGUUUUUAACUAAAAUGUUGUUACAAAAGGUGAAAACAAUGGUUGGAAUCAAGUUCUGGCAUUGGCGGUUGCUCCAGACCUGGAAAUUAUACCCCUGAGUAAACAAGUCUGGUUAGUUUCCUCUUAGCACUUGUUUUAUUGACAAAGUAGUUAUCAGAAGUCCCACCCCUUCCUGAUAAUAAUUGGUUGAUGAAGGAGAGGCAACAUUGAUGAGCGUGGCUGUGAAAUGUCAAACAUCUUCAACGCAGAGUGCUACGAAUGCAGGGACAGAAAAACAGAUGGGCUGCUUUUACUUCUGGGAAGUUGUGCAGUAAAACUAUUCUGUGUUGAAAAUAGGAUUUGCUGUUAGUGGACACAGGCCCUUAUGCUUCCUCAGCUUCCUGACCCCCAAAUUUAGACAAAAUACAGAAACUUAGAUUCUGAUGUUUGUUUAAGAGCAGAAGUGGUUAAUAUGGCUUCAAAAAGUACAAAUGUAAAUAUUUGGUGGAGAAAAUAGGUCCUACUACUGUAAAAUAUGCUGUUAGAGGACACAGGCCCUUAUGCUUCCUUACCUUUCUGACCCUUAAUUUUAGACAAAAUACAGAAACUUGGAUUUUGCUGUUUGAGAGAAGAAGUGGUCAAUAUGACUUCAAAAAGUACAACAGUAUGUUUGGUGUAGACAAUGUGUUUAACGACUGUAAAAUGAGCUGUUUGUGGACACAGGCCCUUAUGCUUCCUCACUUUCCUGACCCCCAAUUUAAACAAGAAACUUAGAUUCUGCUGUUUGUUUGAGAGCAAAAGUGGCCAAUAUGACUUUAAAAAGUACAAUAAUAAAUGUUUGGUGAAGAAAAUAGGUUUUACUACAGCAAAAUAUGCUGUUAGUGGACACAGGCCCUUAUGCUUCUUUACCUUCCUGACCCUCAGUUUUAAGCAAGAAUCUGAAACUUAGAUUCUGCUGUUUGAGUUCAGUAGUGGUCACUCUAGCUACAAAGGUUCAAACCUUGAAAAUUAAGUAGAAAUCUCUUGGUUUGGUGAAUGUUAGAGUGAUUUUAUAGCGUAAUGAAGAACAUGUUUUCUGUGUUGCUUAUCUGACAAAAAAUAUUCCUGUACAUGCUGACCAUAACGUUUUCAGAUCAGGUGUUAAUCCUCCUAAGUUUUCUGAAGAAUCAGCAGCCUACAGCUGUAACAAGUACAUUAACCCAAGCAAAUAAGUACAGUUUCCUCAUCAGCACUUGUGAUCACUCCAGCCUCUCUCUUAGUGCUCAUUCUGUCCCUUGGCUUUUCAGACACACAUGUACUCACACCUGCGUCCUCCUGCUCCUCUCCCUGCUCUCCUCUCUCAGCAGGCACUUAAACCGCUAGGUUAGGACCAGGAAAAGCUCUAGUAUUAUUACUAACAGUGGACUCCAGAAGGGGCUUCUAAAUGAGAAGAAAGUCCUGAAGGAAAAAUUAGUAGCAACAUCCACAAGCAAAUCACAAAAGAGGGUAAAAUAAGAUGUUGCAAACCAAGAUGUGUUUGCAACAUACUGGACAUGCAAAGAGUCAAAGCAUAUUUUACAGUGAACUUAAGUGGUUGAUGGGAUGAUAGAUGUGGGUUUGGGGAAUUCUUUUCAUAGUUGGGCUUUCAUAGCCUGUUAAAGUGCCUUGUAAUAAAGCAGCAGCACCCAGAAUACAAAGGCCAGAGGGGAGAAUUCAUGGGGUUGUUUUCCUGUUAACGCUGUUAAAACAUUAAAUGAACCUGAAGCAGCAAAGCUAGCUCCCUGCUUUACCACCACGCAGACAAGCUUCUGCCCGCUCCUGUAAUGGGCGUCAAGUAUGUGCUUGUGAUAAUUGCUUUUGCCUUUUUAAAUGCUCUGCCAAAUGGAUCUUUCGCUUUUAUAAAAUUGACAAGAGAGCCGGAUCCCAGCACUCUAAAUGAGCAACUUGUGACCGCUUCAUCCCCUAACAGCUUUAUGAGUAAUGGAUGACUGUCCAGAGCCUUGUGUUCAAUCUGAUCUUUCAAUGUGAGACCUUUAUUGUGCGGUAACUAACCGAUGGAACAAAAAGAUAGCAGACCGAUGUUUAUGCUGUUUUCUUCAGGUGGCAUAUCUCUGCACAAGUUUCCCAGUCAGACUUAAACCAGGACCUGAUGCAGCUCAAUGAAUUCAGCCAUCAUUAAUUUUAUUAUUUACACUCAUGCUUUUCCUGCUGUGACAUGUGAAAAAAUCUGCUGUGUAAAAGUCCUGCAGUUAUUUGUCUGUUAGGAGCAGCCAUGCAGUUAUCAUGAUAUAGCUGACACAGUGUCAUGAAACCUUUACAGUCACAGGGAAGAGUGGGGGUUUCUAUAGAGGGUGUUGUAUGCCCGCAGUAAAACCAUAUAUCACUUAUGGUUCAUCUCCACAGGUGUUUUCGAUCAUGUUUCCUGAUUAGACCUCCUGCCUGAGUGUGUGGGAGUGAACAGCUUGGAUUUGAUUGACGCUUCUCCCACCCCUGAGUUAUUUCUGUUGGCCCAGUUAGAGCAGGAGAACCUACACUUUUUUAUCUAAUUUAUCAUGUGAUGUUCACUUCAUGGUGUUCCCACGUUCACAGUGGCCCCUAGCCUUUAACAAGAGGUCCAAUCAGCGAAACCAAGAGACUGUAUAAAGCAAAUAAGUGAUGUCACCCUCUGGUUUUUGAAGUCCUAAUAGAGAAGUGUGUAUAUAUGUGGGUCUGGCUUUAUAGUAUGGGAAGUGUUCAAGAAGCAAGAACUCUGAGCAAGAAGAUUGAGCAUCUUUCAGCGUUGUUUUUGUCGUACAUGAUAAACGCGGUACUUUUUCUGCAGAUGCAUGCUACUCCUCUUCUCUGGUGUAUUUGUUUUGGAGUUACGGGGCGUGAAGCAUGCGCACAUGCAUUAUCCAAUCAUACUCCAACUAUGCUGGCUACAUGGUAGAGAAAAUCAAAUUUGAAACACAUUAUCUGGGUGUCUUAAUCAGAGUUCUCCGACUCCAAUCGGAGUUUGAGAACUACUAUUGGAGUUGGACUAAGGUGUUACCGUGUACUUCAGUUGUCCGGUCUUAAUCAGAAUAAGACAAUAAUUCGGUUUUUCGAGUGUCAGCUAAACGUUUUGACUAUCAUAAAAGCCAAUCAGGGCUUAGAUUUCCCGACUCUCUUGAACGCAUCAGAAAUGACCAGUCGACCUCCAUCUAUAUAAAUACUUCUAAAGAGUUUUUAAAGUUUGCACUUCUAGAUGGAUUUUCAUGGUGCUGUUGGAUAAGCGGUGAAGCACCUGGUUAGUAGCAAAUCAGCCACGCCCCCAAUGAUGCCUGGGUAGUUGUCGCUUUCAGCUCUCUGCGAGGUUAGAGAAUCAAGAGACUAAAACUGUUUUGCACCAGCAUGUAAAAAUGACGAUUUUCACUGUAAAAUGGCAGUUUGAACAUGAGGCCCAACAGGGAUUUCUUGGCUUUUGGAACCAGCCACCUGUAGACAUUUUAGGAGAGACAUUUUUUCACUUUCAAGCUGGCUUUAGUUUUUGAAUUGAACCUUGGCUGUCUGCCCCAAGGACUGUAGCCUCUGUGCAUGAGGCCCAAGAGCCAAACCAACUCUCCAAGAGUAGUAUUUUGAAGUUGAGUAGUAUUCCUUGUCUAGUACUCUGGUACUAUUGUCUAAUAACCGGUCGCACUUGACCCAAGAUAAAAAACAAAAAACAAUGACUUGCUGAUCAAAACUUCAGAAAUGCUUUCAUGCUCCAGGUAAACAAUAUUUGCAAAGCAUCAUUCAAGCUUUUAUUUUGUAAGAACACAGCUCUGUAACUAGUCCAGGGUAUAACAGUGAUCUCAUGGCUUCAGUGCAAAACUCUUUCAGGCAUUUCUUAUAGUGUGAAUUUUAUUUCUCUUUCAGCCAUUUUUCCAGCUGGUGAAACUAAGAAAACUUGGCCUAAGCGACAAUGAGAUCCAGAGGCUCCCGCCAGAAAUAGCCAACUUCAUGCAGCUGGUAGAACUGGAUGUCUCUCGAAAUGGUAAGCGGGCGAAACCUGAUAGAGCAAAGCAGCAGAAAAAUAAACAUAAACAUUACACCACACUCACAAAUAUUAGAUACUGCGUUUUAAAAUGUGUUGCUGAGCAUUUUCUUCUGCCUGACAAUAAUUUUUACGAUUGAGCAACACGGCACGAAGCUCAGCGAAUGAAUCACAUCGACAGAUUUACUGCUCAAGUGAAGUUGCUGCAACAAACAAGCAUGAAAAUCCAGCAUGGUACGCAUUAGUCUGAGCUUUCCAAGUUGUUUUUAUAGACCAGGAUGCAUCGCUUUAGAUACAGUGGCGAGGCUUCUUCUGCUACAUAACAGACUGUCGACUGUUGUGUGGCUGUAAAGCGAAACUAAAGUCCGUGAAAAGGAAGCACAAACUCACAUUUAUUGCUCAGAGUUUUAUGUUAUCAGCUAUAAUUCAAUGUUUCUUUUCUCUUUAUUUCAGAUAUUAUGGAAAUUCCAGAAAGCAUUUCAUACUGCAAAGCCCUCCAAGUGGCAGAUUUCAGUGGAAAUCCAUUAACAAGGUAUUUAUACAGAUUAUAUUGGUUUACUUAUCAAAAACAGCUCAUCCGCUCUUUAAUAAAUCAUCCUUUGGCUCCAGUCACUUUUAAAAAUUAACCAUCAGGGUUUGCAGCUUUGAAUGCGCAGUUUGCAUUUCAGGAUGAAAGAAUAAAAGACUAAAUCUUUACAAAUGAAAAAGAUGACGUUGAGAUUCUUGUUUUAGGACCUUCUGCUGUUCAGUAUUUUCAUGCACGCCCCUUCACAGAUUUCUGAAUAUGCUUCUGGUUGUGUGGGUGAGACUAAAGCUCAUUUGCACCUCAGCAGGGAAAAAAACCACACCAUGUUACAGUAUGUAGUUCAGGAGCCAACAAUGAAUAGUAGUACAAAGGCAUUACAGUUCACUGCAGUUAAAGUGCAAACACACACAACACUCUCUCUCUUUCCACAGUAUUGACCUAAAUCCACAAGCAUUCAAACACUUUAAUAGUUAAGAUCUUUGAGGUUAUUUUAAUGUCAGUCAUUCAGAUUAAUCAGAGUGUUUUUUCUCUGUAUUAGUUUCACUUUAAUUCACAUGUAAAUAAUUCUGUUUAGCCCUUUAAUGCCUGAAACCACAAAUUAUGGCCUGAAAACUCAAAUAUUUUGGAGCUGAAAUGUUUAUUUCACUUACUACUGAAAACCAAAAAAUCAAAAUGUCCUUAAAACUUAACAAAUACAUUUAUUAAUCUCUAAACCACAAGAGGACAUUUUUAUCAUUUAUCAGACUGUAUUCAGGUCAGGGCUCGACAGUGCGACCGUUUUACUCGCAUUGGCGACUAAAAAUGGAUGUGUGCGAAUUGUUAAAUAUAUUUAGGGUCACAUGUGCGCAUAAAAAAAUCAGCCGAGGCAACAAUGUUUUUUCAUGUAGAUACUGCGGUGAAGUUAGUUUUAGGUUGUUUAUUUGACGGACAUUCACUGCGGAUCUACCGGUGUCUUCUCACUCUCCAUAACCGGGAAUAACAACAGCGGUUAAAUCUACCCAGACUCCUCGCUGUCAACGUUGGGUGUUUACUAAGGGACCAUCAAUAAAUUACCGGUUGAUGAUCUCAAAAAAGGCUGUUUUCCAUCAAUAGCUUCCUUGUUAUGUGACCAAAAGACCUAAAAUUGAUUUCAAAUAAUAGUACUAAUAUUGACCAAGAAGACAAACAUUAUUUGAUCAUCGUGCCCCUGAAGUUCUUUGUGUGCUCCUUACUUUUUCAACUUAGAAGCACAUGCGCUCCUUGUGAAAAAGUAAUUGUCCAGCCCUGAUUCAGGUGUUUUUUAGUAAUUUGUUGGUCAUAUUGAUUUGAUAGAAGUAUCAUAAAAGUAUGUAUCAAAUAUGAUAUAAAGGGCAUUAAAGGGUUUUAAACAUGAUCCAAAUAUCAAACUACGAUCAAGCUUUACUCUCAGCUUUCUUAAGUGUCAGACUGGUCACAGGUUUCAGUGAUAUUUUGAUCAGUGGAAAUUCUGUUUGUGUAAAGAAGGUUGAGUUUACACACAGCUCCAGUUCACUGAGGUUCAGAUACCAGGGGCAGGUGCUGGUUGUUUAUGAAGACUUGUUGAUAGCUCGCUUCAUGAAUACAGACAGCCUGACUGAUUUCUAAGUUAUGGAAAUGAACUCAGCCUGACUGAUUCGAAAUAAAGUUUUUGAAGGGUGACAGAUAUUCAGGAAUAAUAAAAUAAAACUUGCCAAAAAAUGAGCAAUAAUUGAAGCUUAUAGGAUGCAGGAAGAUUAUUCUUAUCUUCUGCAAUCCAUAAAAGUGUAAUCACAACAAGUUUAUAAGCAGCUCUGUUUGCAAUCUUGUAAAAACAAAUAGGAGGUAUAAAUCUGAAUGAAACAUUUGCAAGAGAAUAAGAUAUGUCUGUUUAAAAGGUGGAGUAUAAACAGUAUUAUAAAAACCUGAGCACAAAGUGUUUCUAAAGAUAUCGACUCUUGUUUUAUGGCGCACACAAAGAGUGCAACAAAUAAUCUUGGAUUAUCUUCAUCAACAUUGUGAAACAGACGUAUUUGGAGCCUGUCUGAUCCUUUUGAUGUUCACAUAGGAGAUGAAACACUUGCUUUUAGAGUUGAAACUAGCAGGAAAAGAAGCGGGACAGAGGGCAAAGAUAAAGAGCAAGAAGCAGAUAAUUUAUUUCAUUUUAUCAAGAGUUUAUGGCUGAAGUUGUUGGAAACUCUUGCUCAACACUACUCUCAGUACCGUCUCCUAAAAACAUGACCAUGUGUGUAUAACGCUCUGUUGUGGAAGCUGCUCUAACAUUUGCUCAAAGUUUGAUGCCCAGUGUAUUUGCUUGAGUGUUUAAAAGCAUUUGAAUUAGAUUAUUUUCUGUGUGUCCCGCUCCAGCUGGCAUCUCACGUUUUUGGCCCCUCUCUCUCUUUCAUUUCUCCAGGUUACCCGACAGCUUUCCAGAGCUACGAAAUCUCACAUGCCUUUCCAUCAACGAUAUUUCAUUACAAGUUCUACCAGAUAACAUUGGGAAGUAAGUAAAAGCUCAACACAUGGCAUUUUUUUAAGAGCUUCUUGUGUUUGCCAGUUAAACGUUUCCAUGUCUAGAGUCAGGAGGCUUUGUGAAAAUGUUGAUUGAAAACAGAAUUUGAUGGUUUGCAAAUUAUUUAAAACUUGAAUUUCUUUGGAAAUGGUGCAAAGAGAAGAAAACAAAUGAUAAAACGGAUCUUUUUAUUUAGAAUAUGCUCGUUUUAAAUCUGACGCCAGCAGCAGGUCUCAAAACAGCCGUUGUGUUGCAUCACGUUUUCUACCAAGGACACCUGUUUGUCAGAGACUCGGCUGAUAAAGGAUUUCAGCAGCUCAGUGGUAACAAGUCAGGACUGCAGGCAGGUCACUUUGGCGCCUGGACUCUUCUACUACAGAGCCAAGCUGUUGCAAUAUCCAAUCCAUUUUACUUAUAUAGCACAUUAAAAAAAGGAAUGAUAUUUAACAAAGUGCUAAAAUAAGUGAAAACACAGAACAUGAAAUGCUGUCAGAGAAUAAAAUAGAAUAAAAUAAAGGAAUCAUAAUUAAACCAUAUAAAAAAACACUUAAUAAAUAAUUAAGAAAUAAGAUAAAGACACUGUCAGAGCAAAUGAAAAUCUAAUAAAAGAGCAGACAGAGACAGACCAUAGAACUCUCACCCUGGGUUGAAAGCCAAAGAGUAAAAUAAGUGAUUUUCACUCCAGAGUCAUGUCUUUAUUUUAAUGAAGAUCGCAGAGAUUUCUCCAGAUUCUCUAAAUCUUAAUGAUUUUAUUGUUGAGGAUGGAAAAUUAAAAAAAAUUGAAUAUCACUUAUUUAUUGUUGAACUUUUUCCUCUCCCAGCGUCUCUCAGGGUGAUAAACCUCCUCUCAAUUUUACCUUUUCCUUUAUUUUAAUCCCAGUCAUGUUACGAGCUUGUGGCAAAUUAAAGUAAUCACUUAGUAGGUAUUUCUUCAGGCGGUCCUUUCAGCAUUAUUCAACCUUUUCAGUGUCUCGGUGCCGGUGUUGUUGCCCCCUCUGUUUCUAACAUGUUGCUGGCAUCAGAUUUCAAAUAAACAUGAAUAAGGAUGCACCAAUCGGAUAUUUGGAUCAGAUAUCAGCUCAGAUAUCCCGUGGGUUUAGCCAGUUACUUCUUUUUGCUGUGUGCAAUUUAUUAUUUGUUAAUAAAUAAUAAGUAAAUUAUGUUUUUGUUCAUUUGUUACCUUUUUUAACAAGGCUAAUGUCAAGCCUGAUGCCUUCACUCACAGGCCGAGGUAUACAGUUCAUUCAUUCAACAGUAGUAUUGGAUCGGUAUCGGAUAUCGGCCGAUUCGCUCAGUCCAGAUUGGUAUCGGAUUGGAUCGGGAAAAAAACGGAUAAUUGUAUCUCUAGACAUGAAUGUGUUUGUUGCUUUUUCACCAUAUUCAGUUGAACACAGGCUUUGAAUGUUCAGCAAACCAUCAAAUAAUGUUUUAUUUAGUGUCUCAGUUCUUAUAAAAAUGAGUUUUAUGUAGAUUGCAGGAGAAGGAGAAAGCUUUUCAGACCUUAAGAUCGUUAAUACCUGCAUUUCAGAUUCCUCUAACCUUUCGACGGUGUUAUUUUGCAGCAUCUUGAUGCACUCGUAUCUUAAGAUGCAUGUAAUUGAAUGCUGACUCCAGAGUCACCUCUUGUGCUUCUCUGCGUUCGCUUGUGUCAGUGCUUUCUUUGAAAAUGCACUGGACUCAUAACAUUUCUUUAGAGUGGCACUUCUCUGUCUGAGUGACUCUUUAUCGUGCAGCAAGGUUGACAAUUGCUGCUGUAUUUUUAGCCCAAAACACUUUCCUCCCACACGGCCAAUUAACACACGGAACAAGAGUGUUUCUUUGAGCAAAAAUGUAUACUCUCUCCCGCAGAGACACCAAAGGUUAUCCACUUAAAGCUUUUAGCAUAAAAAUACACGUCACAUGUCAAAGUGCUCGCUCUUCUAUUGUCUGUCUCUGUGCUGAAGGUAUAUCGUCGUCUAAAAUCUCCUCUGUCUCACCACAGAGGGGUAAACAUACCAACCACAUUACUCUCCACAGACUCAUCCGUCUGUGUCGUCUGCUCGGCUUCAUUGUCUUUGUUCAUAAAAGGCAAACGGCUUGGUGUGCGAUGGCAUAAAAUGAGCCACAAAGAAGGGACCGACCUGUCUGCCAGGGUUCUUAUUCCCACGAGGUUCCCGUUAUUGUUGAGUUUAGUUAUAAUUGGAUUUAAUAACACAACUAUGUGUUUAAGGUCAAAGUGCCACAAGGGUUGUUUUUGAGUUGGAGUUUGGAAUUCAAGGGAAACUGGAUUUAGACGCUCACAGGGAUGGAUUUAAACAGUGAAACUUGAACUGAUGUUGUCCAGAAGUACAUGAUGAAUUACCUCUGGCAGUGAUCAGGAUGGCAUAUUUUAACCAUUAGAUAGCUGCUGCUGGAACUGUUGGAGCUUCAUUGUCUUUGUUCAUAAAAGGCAACCGGCUUGUUGUGCGAUGGCAUAAAAUGAGCCACGAUUCAAGAAAAGACUGUUGGAUCCUGUGGUGAUUAUAGGUCAGGAUUUGAGACUUUGAAAUAACAGGUUUACUUAUAGACCGGCUUUUGGGCUUAAUGUUGCACUAAUAAAGUGUUUAGCCUAAUAAUAGACCCUAAUUAGAUCAGUACCAGACACAAAGAGCCAGAUGGAGAGCCAUUGUAAUAAAUCAUAGACCCUAAAAAUGUUUGUGUACUCGCUGAAACAGUCGAAGCUGUGUUGUGAAUGAUGCCUGUGAAGGUUUCAGGUUAAUCUCAGGCUGUGAAGUAUUUUCACUUCUACUAAAUAACCCUCAUGGCUUUGGCAUGUCCAUGUUUAGUGAGGCUGCUCUGUGGACAAUAUGACAUUUUAUUUGUAUAGAUGUGGGUUAUUAUAAAUUACUUUUUAUGGAUUAAAAAUAAAACAGAAGUACUUGAAAGGCAUCUUAUUGUGCCUGUUCAUCAAGCUUUUAUCCUUAUGUCUUAUUAUGUAUCAUAUUGUAAAUGCAUCCUAUUUUAUAUCAUCAGAUUAAAUCGUAUGCAAUUAAACUGAUCUGUAUCCAAUAUUAUAAAAUCAUCAAUCCUGCUCGCUCGUAUCGUUCCAGUUAAAUUCAGAUAAAAUGCAGAUAAAUACUUCAGAUAAUUACAAAUGGGGCCCAGUCAACAUGAAAGUAAAAAGCAUUGGUGCUACUGUAGAUGCCAACAAACUACCAGCAAACACAAUGUUUGCAGGACUUCUACAACUAGGAUAAAGUGACAUAGUCCAGGACCCGAGGGAGGACAGUUUAGCGAUGGCGCUACAACACGCUACAGCAGGUCCAGUUUGACAAGAAACACUUCUGUUACAGACACUUGUCUUACUUUGUUAAAGCGGUUUACCUGUCCAGCAGAAAGUUUACAGGGUCACCAAGAUCUCAAAGUGUCCCACGUUGUUUAUGCUGAUGUUGACCUGGCUUUUUAGCUCUUGUCCGGAUGGUCUACCUCCGUUUUAAGCGCCCGUUAUUCCGCCAGAGUCUCCAGUAUUUACUUCGUUUUAUUGCUUGUGUUUUCUGUACUGUUUAGUGAGGCUGCUCUGUGGACAAUAUGACAUUUUAUUUGUAUAGAUGUGGGUUAUUAUAAAUUACUUUUUAUGGAUGUGGAGCGGGCCUCACAACACAAUUUAAAGGCAGCCUAUUGUGCCUGUAACUAGAUCAAACUGGCUUUUUCCUUAAGUCUUACUAUGUAUCAUAUUGUAAAUGCAUCAUAUUAUAUGUCGUCAGAUCAAAUCGUAUCCAAUUGAUAUCGUUAUAUUCCCAAAUGUCAUCAAUAACUUGUAGCUAUUGACUGAUAUUAAAAGCUUUUUUGUAUAUAAACCACAAAAAAAGAUUCCUCUUUAACAGAAUCCUGCCUACCCCACCUUUAAUCUUUACUGUAUUUUAUUGUUUUUUAUCAUCAACAUAAUCCACUUCACCCUUAAACACGUUGACCAAGCAGAAAAUCUCAGACCCGAACUGAAAGUCAAAUCCAUGAAUAUUAUUCGUAUCAAUGGUCUGACUUUUAAACAGCCCGUCUCUUCUGGCAGCGCGGCGCUCUCGCGUCCAUCCUCAUGUUUUAUGUCCUCCUCACCAUGUGUGUUCCAUCUUAAAACCGACAUUCAGACUUUUUUUCUCUCACGCCGUUCAUGUUUUCCAUGGCAACAGGUACAAACUGAACAAAAACAAAAGCUCGAGCUGCAUCGAUGUGAAACUGUAUAUACGACUGAUUCCAAUUAUUUUGAUUUGGCAUGUCGUUUCCAUGUGCUCCAUGUGUGUGUACAGUAUACAUGAACGACCCUCUGACCAACACAGUCAGCUAAAAGUUCAGGAGCUCUUCUCCGACGUCUCCCUCUGUUUCCUCACGGUAAAGCAUGUGCCCCACAUAUGUCCCAUAUCUAUCUUACAUAACGCCGUGACUUGAAGUCUGCUCUCCUCCAGAGGAAAAGGUUAAUGAAAACCAUAACACUGCUGGAAAAACAGAGUGCAGAUUUUAAGAAGUGGAUAAGAUAAAUGUUAGAGAGGUUAAUGACAGCAGCGGGUUAUCUCCUGAGAUGGGGGCGUUUCAUUAGCUCAGAACUGAAAAACUUGAUGCAGAAAGGCGUUUGUUUUCAUUUCUAUGCUAAAAAAAACAUAUAUCAGCACUUUAGUCCACCUCGUGUACAGGCUGGAUUAUUUUUAUGGACGUGGACUUUAUUCUGCGCUUGUCAGCUGUUGUCAUAAACCCCUCCAUUAAUUGGGUACGUGUAAAGUACUGAGACAGAAACAGCUCAUAGAGAUAACCGUGUACUUUGGUCUGCGAUGGCCCUUUAGACGUUUCGCUCUUCAUUUCAUUUCAAGUCAGCAGCAUUUGUUUAUGCCGUCGUGAUUUUACAGCCUUGAUAAGACUGACCGGCCUCCUAAGUGUUUCCUGUUUCCACAUAUCUGAUCGUGAAAGAGACAUUUUCCAGAUUUUUUGAGCUCUCAUCAUAAAGCUAAUUAUGGAGCUAUAUUUUGAGGACAGGUUGUGUUUUUAUGGCAUUACCAGAAACAUGAAAAUUCUCUUUGUUUUGGUUAUUGCAGUCUCUCCAACUUGGUAUCACUUGAACUUCGGGAAAACCUGCUCACAUUCCUGCCAGAGUGAGUAUUAAUCAGCCGCAACAUCGAAGUGGAAACACACGUUUGUCAUGUUGUAUUUUAGUUAGUUUAGUCAAGCAGAGCAUAAACGAUAUCUAACCUCUCUAUUACUAUUUCUCUGCAGGUCACUAUCCAUGCUUCAAAGACUUGAAGAACUCGACUUAGGGAAUAAUGAACUCUACAGUUUGGUGAGUUUUUGUGGGACAACAUGAACAGAACCAAACUUGUUCCCCGUUUCCUUGUUCUUGUCAUGUAAGAGUAGAUUAGCAUCCCUCGAGAACAGCUUUCACCUCUUAUCACCCAGAUGGGCGGGUGGGUGAACAUCUGCUUUGAGCUUUGGUUUUAAGUUGUAAUCUUGUACCAGCGGCCAAUCUCUGACCGUCAAUGAUUGACCCACGAAACGGGCAAAAUCAGCCAGAAGAUAAUGAUGCUGUAGGUGUCUGAGUUUGUGAAAAUGUGGGUUGUCUGUUUGUCUUCUUGGUAUUUUAAUUAUGAUCUGCAAAGUUUAGUUAGUUUUUACUCUAAAUCCUCAAAUGAAGGCCAGGUUUUAAUUUGCAGAAGGUCUCAUACAGCGAUUGUGCCAGAAAUGCUAGUUUUCAGUUAUUGGCACGGACUGUAUGCUUUAAUCCUGUUGGCUCUAACUUUUGUAGCAGUAAUAUAAACAUACCUAUAUGUUAUAUAAGUUUUUUAGAGAUUGAGUUACUCUCGUCAUGAUCGCAGAGAAUUAAAACCAGCUCUGAGCAAACGGUGAAAAUUUCACUCUGACAGCCCCAUUGUUCAUGAAUAAGUUGGUUUUUUUUGCAGCUGAUCUUGUUUGGAUGGUAAAGAACAUAUUUUGCUCCAAAUGAAUGCGACGUAUUUUAAUGUAUGCAAACAACACCGGCACACAGAGAUGCAGUUUGCUCAGCAGUGCGGUUUGUGGAGCAUUUAACCCUUAAACCUGGCGAUCUUUGUGAAAUAGAGAAUGUCUUUUUGGUCCGCUUGUACAGCUUCAAAAGCUUCCCUUUGUUACCCAUUAUAAACACGAUAAUGCUAUGUUAUAUUUAUAAAAGAAUUUGGGGAAAUGAGAGACGUCAGAAUCCCACAAAUCAGCUCAUUUAAAAACGUGUUCACAGUUGGGUAAAUUAUGCGGUUGUUUUCGAUGAAUUUGUUUCUACUGUUCAUCUUUCUGUCCAUGAAUACAUUGAAUAAGAAUUCAUGUAACUGGAAACAACAAAAACCGAGUCUCUUACAUCGUGUUUUUCUGCUCUUUUGUCUCCUGUUGUGUCUUGCCCUCUUAUUUUUCCUGGCCCUCACUCUUCAAAUUUCAACAUUUCUUCCUCCCACACAGCCCGAGUCAAUAGGCUGUCUUGUCAGCUUGAAAGACCUGUGGCUGGAUGGAAACCAGUUGGCCGAAAUACCUGCAGUAAGUCAAUCAAUCCGCUUAUUUCUUUCAUUUUCGUUUCUGUUCCUCUUUGUCAUCUCAGAGUCAUGUGAAGACUUUUAAAUGGACUGUACCUUUUUAGUUUUAUGAGUUUUAAAUGUGGCGUGUAUUCAAUCUUAUUAAGAUUACACUGUGGAUAUUUGCUGACAUGUUUUCUUAUCUGCAGGAGAUGGGCAGCAUGAAAAGCAUGUUGUGUCUGGAUGUAUCAGAAAACAAAAUAGAGCGACUUCCAGAUGAGUUAGGGGGUCUAGUGAUGCUAACAGACCUGCUGGUUUCUCAGAACUUAAUCGAUGCUCUGCCAGAAAGCAUCGGUAAGUGUUGAAAUGAUCUUUUCUCCUCAUUUUAAACAGAUAUAUUCUUAGUUAACCCAGUAAACAGAAGAUGCUGUAUGAUUCUCACAGGUUAAUUCAUAAAUGUUCUUUCUUUGCAGGAAAACUACGGAAGCUUUCGAUAUUGAAAGCUGAUCAGAAUAGACUAACUUAUCUUCCAGAGAGUAUUGGUCACUGUGAAAGCCUUACCGAGCUCGUCCUAACAGAGAACCAGCUACAGGUGUGUAUGCAAUGCUUUUACUACAUGUCCUUUUAAAUGGAGAGACAGCACAACUAUAAAGACUGAUAGAGGAUUAAAAAUGCAUGAUACAAGCAUGAAAUACAUAAAAACAGUCGGUGUGGAAGCAGAAAAAGCUUCGUGCAUAUCUAGAGAUAGAGAUAAGAUUCUUGUUACUAAUGACAUUACAUUGUUAAAAUGUUUUUUCUGCCUUUUCCCCAAACAGCAUCAGAUGUUACAUCUGUUUUGAGUUUCAGCACAGACUUAUUCAGUGGUCUGAAACGCUGAUAUCGUCAGUUUUUUGCUGAUAUCUGUCUGGUUUUCAACAUAAAACCUCGUAAACGUAUAUGAGCAUCAUCUGAAAAAUGUACACGUGUUGUCUUUUUGCUUCACUUGUCGUCUCAACAUGAAUUUGGAAAAGUAGAGAAGAAAUGUGGUGACUUAAAGGCACUAUAAGAGUUUUUUACUAGUUGAGAAACAGGCUAAAACCAAAAACACAGCCUCUCUGUGAUCUUAGGAAGCAAACAGGACCAUCAGCAACAAGGCGGAUCAUUUAUCUGUCGUCAUUUUUAACCCUGAAAACUGCUGUGAGAGGUCAUGAUGAUUGACAUGAAUCAUGGGUGAUGAAUCAGCCCUUCUCACUUUUUCCAUGACAGCUACUCACAGAAAGCAUUUCACUGUCUGGACACACAAAGAUGAGGUUAUUGUCUGACAGUCCUUCUUUUACAUGUACAGAACCUGUUUGUCCACAGGGGGCAAAGUUAGAAGUUCCUUAGUUAGAAGUCAAAUUAGGAACAUGAAGAUCCUCUUAUUUGGAAAUGAAGCUUCCAGUGAAAACAGCACAUUAAACUGAUGUUACUAUAAUAGAGUGUCAGUGUAGAAACUGUAGAUGUAUAACAGCUCAGGAAACAUUCUGAUCUGACCAUCUGUGGUUUUAAACUUAUAUUAUUUAACUGUUUUCAUUUCCUGGUUUCAGAGUUUGCCGAGGAGUGUUGGGAAAUUAAAGCGAUUAUCCAACUUCAACUGUGACAGAAAUCAGCUAUCGUUUUUACCAAAGGAGGUAAGAUUGUCAUUGAAAAGCAAACACAAUGUCUCUUCAACCAAAUCUGUGUAGCUGAGUGUGUGAAUUCUCUGUUGACAACAUUGCUGUCUAGUUAAAAGUUUUUAGCAAUUUGAGUCAACAGCACCAAAUGAAAGAUUUCAGAUCUGAGCUCAUCUUGAGGUGACAUUUUCUGGAGUUUGAGUUGUGGAAAUCAGCCGGUGAAGAUGCAUUCUUGAUAACACAACCCCUUUUCAAUCAGAAACACUAGUGUAACAUAUUUACAUGGCUGAGAUCCUUCAGGCUAUUAAUUCCACAGAAAAAAACAGGUUUUUAUGACAGUUUAAAGCAGACGCUCGGGUUGUGGAAAGCUCAUUGACACUUAUGUUUCUGUUUGAAGUUCCUUCUUUACUCCUCCCAAUGUAUUACAAAGAGUGCCGUGGGUGCUGCAUUUGUUAACAGGGCUGUCAAUCACAGCAUUAAACCCUUCAGUGUAAAUGAAGAGUGACGACUAAACCCAUCAGAGACUUUUGCAUUUGAACAUAAAUCAGAAUAAGAAGAAACUUUAUUUACAGAAACAUUAUUUUAAAAAAAUCAUGAUUUUAUAUUUUAAACUAGGGAUGCAAACUCAUAAUCUUCUCUGUGUUAUUGAUCACUUAUUUAUUAGGCUUAAAAAAGAAACUUGUUUUUUUCCUGUGAAGCUGCAGAACUUAUAAACAUGCUGAUCGUGAACAUGUGGAGCAGACUCAUGAAUAAUCUCUGUGGACAUACAGACCAAGACUCAAAUGACCAACUGUGAGAUUUCUGCAACAAGAGAGCUGAACAGAAAGAUCCUCUCAGACCCACAGUGUCCACGUUUCUGCUUACUUGUUCUUCUUAAAGGGAUAUUCCGGCGUAAAAUUAAUUUAGGGUCAAACACAAAGAAACACCGAGUUAGACAACCCGUAGAGAGAUGAAUGUUGCAGACCGCUUGCUUCUCUAGUUAUACCAACUUUUGUAAUGACCGCAGGAUAGCAAUACAGAGAGCCACAUGCUCAACCAAGACGCCACUCUAUAGCCACUAAUAAUGCUCAGAACAGCACCUAACUUCAUCAACAGUACAUAUAGGGUCCUAGCGAUAGUACUAGCCACCAAACAUUCAUUUGAUUUUGCCUGAUUUCUUUAGCAAAGAGACUAAACACAACUCACCUACUCUCCUCCAGCAACUGCUUGUUUGUAGCGAGACCUCAGGCCAGUCUAUUAUGGACUGUAGCGGGGUGACGCAGCUCAAGGAAGAACAUUUAUGAUCAUUACUUUAUCAUUUCCUUGAAUUUAUAAUCAUCAUAUUAAUCAUUUUCACUGCAGACGUAAUCGUUCUUUUGCCUCAGUGUCUCGGUCUGAUUGCAUUUCCAUGUGGAAAUGAUCAUUAAUGUUCUUCCUUGAACUGUCCAACUCAGUGUUACGGUGUGUUUGACCCUAAAUUAAUUUUACGCCGGAAUAUCCUUUUAAUAGAGAAUAAUAAACAACACAUUGUUCAUCUCUACUUGACAAAGAAUCAAACAAAACAAGCAUGUAUGAGUUUGCUCUUUAUCAUUUAUUGCUCUAUUCGUGAUAAACUGCCUAAUUUCUCCAGUUUGAACCAUGUCCCAUCUGAUAACAUGUUUGCACCGAUGCUGCAGGUCUGACCUGAUACCACAUAAAGGGUCACACCUGUGUUUUGUCUUCUAUAGUAUCUUGAUGUAUAUAUGUCAAGUGAAAAAGUAAACUUGUUAGUCUUUGUCUCGUUACUCUCUAAAGUUCGUUCAUGUUUGCUCUGACAACACUCCCGCUCGUCGAGUUUUCUUACUUCACGUUCUCCGCUCAGAGUUCUGGUGUGUUCGGCUCUGUCUGAGUGUGUCCAUUGUGCCCGUAACAUGACGUUCUCCUCGAACCUCUCGUCUGUUUAAUCGAACGCUCGCCUGCUUUAAAGCGUCAUCUGAAAGGCUCCUUCAGACGCGGCACAAUGGCUCUGUGUCUUAAUGACGCAAAGGCCGCAGUGUGUGGAGAAAAAUAACAGUUGGCCUAGAUAAUGAAUCGAUGGUGUCACCGCUUUCUCAAACCGGCAUUGCAUGAUGUCUCUGACAAUCAGAGUGUAGCCACGCUCCGAGUAUUGAUCUGUGCCACUCUGAGCUACUUGACCAUUGGCCCAGUUUUAUGGAUCGUAUAUUGAUCGCUGAUUAGUUGCUCAUAACAGUUUUUCAGGGCUGAAUUUUGAUCAUGCUCACGUGGGAGCCGGCAUAAUCAUGUAUCUAAUUUGCUUUUAUGCCAUGCUUCAAAACUCCAUCCCCUACAUUUAGUUAAUGCAGAGAAAAAUCAAUUUAGAAAGGGAAAAGCGAGGCCACACGGUCUGACAGGAAGUGAAAGCCUGUUUUAAAUGGGCUCUCUCGUGGCUUCAGUUCCUAAAACACUUAAUUUUGAGGAUUUUUUUUCCAACACUUCAUGAUUUUUUAUUUCCAGCUCUUUCUCUUCAUAUUUCCUCUGAUGAGCUUAACCUGCUUCUUUUAACAUGAUGAAUCCCUGCAGCAGCACUGAUAUCCCGCGCAGGUCCGAGUCUGAGCAGAUUAAUAGAUUACUACUGCUGUUCAGCUCUCCUAUCAAGUCUCUGCUUUGUCUGGACACUAAGCCUAAUUGCUCCUUAUUUUAGGUCGCUCUGCCACAUCCCACUGACAUUUGAUCCCAUUUGCUUUUCUGCCAUCGAGAUCAUCAAUCCUGGAGUAAAGUGGUUUCUUUUGUCCCGGCUUUGAUAAUACAGAUCCGUGUGCGUUUAUGUCACAUUUUUUCAGGUUUUAGAGAUAUUACUCCGUACACGUGUGUCCUGUGACGUGUUUUCUGUCUUACUGAGACUGCAGCUUAAUCAUGGCGCCUCUUCUGUUCUCUAGAUCGGGGGCUGCAGCGGCCUGAAUGUCUUCUGUGUACGAGAGAACAGACUGACGAGGAUACCGUCAGAGCUGUCACAAGCCACGGAGCUGCAUGUGCUGGAUGUGUCCGGAAACAGGUGCGUUCAAACGUACUCAGGUCGUCUUUUCACUUGUCUCUUAUUGGCAGAUGAAAAACAGGCGAAGGUCAAACGAUUUAAUGAAAAUUGAGAUAAAAUAAAUAAUUCGAGUCGUUAUGAAACAGCCUUUCAUCAUUUUCUUGUUCCAGAGAUCAUAAUCGUGAUUUAGCGAUCAUCACUUCGAGGUUGUUUUGCUUUCGUUUCUCUGCCAGUACCUGUUUUUGUUCCAAGCUUUUCCUUCAGACAAAACUGCAGCUUCACUCUAACACAAACAUGUUCACCUCAGUGUCUGGAAAGUGUCUCCCUCGCUGUCAAAACAACUGCCAAGUUUCUUAUCCCGACGUGACUAAAACACUCACCCAAGACGUUCACACAGCAGCCUGUAUCUGCUGCUGGUGGUUUUUCUGUGAGUGAUUCAUGUCCAUGUUUGUCUUCAGGCUCGUCCACUUACCCAUGUCUCUGACCACACUACGACUGAAGGCCUUGUGGUUGUCUGAAAACCAGUCGCAGCCUCUCCUCACCUUUCAGACUGAUGAGGAUCCAGAGACGGGGGAGAAGGUGCUCACCUGUGUGCUGCUGCCACAACAGCCGUACGACUCUGAUAAUAAAGGUAAAGGUUUCAUGGGAAGUUUCUCACGUUUAUAAUAUUAUUAAAUGGGGUCCAACUGUUAAAGGGCUUGCCAUGACUCUUUACCUCAUGUCAACCCCACUCUCUCCUCAGCUGUCUUGUCUAAUAACGGCAAAAAGGCCUCCCCAAGCUGUGUUUCAUUAGAGGUCUAGUUAUUUACAAAGAGGGGAUUUUCCAAAGGAACAGUGAGUUAAAAUGUUGGAUAUCAACACUAAAUAUAAUCAGAUUUUCAUAAAGUGAGAAAAAUAUGAUGGAAUAAUCCAAGAGGAUGACCCCAGUCUGCUCCGAACAGCCUGUUCAAGAAGUAAAAACGAAAAGUAAGCGAGAUCCACAUGGUAUUAGCUCAGAUUUUAACAUCACCAAUUGGUGGAUCACCUUAAAAAGGCAUCAUGAAGGUAAAAAAUGACCUGUUCCUUGUUGCUACUUUUGUAAGGCAAUUUUCCAGGUCAAAUUUAGAGACCAAAGUUAUAUAGCCAUACAUUUUUUUUUUAAUUUGUAGAAAGAAAAACAUAAUGACUGCUGAAUAGCAUGGCAAGAGUUGAAGAGGAUUCUGAAGUGCUGUAAAAUACUUUAAAGAGACAGUAGCUGAAUUAAAGAUUUCAGACAAAGGCCCCAGCUUAAAUCGGUAAAGAAUAACUGAUCAACUUAUCAAUGACAAAAGUGUAACAUGGCAACAGUGGAGGAGGAUUCUGGAGUGCUUCAAAAAGUCUUUAAAGAGACAGUAGCCGAAACGAAACUUUUCAGAUAAAGGCAUAAGUCUUAAAUCAGUAAAGAAUAACUGAUCAACUUAUCAAUAAUACAUACAGUAUGGAGCAUGGCAACAGUGGAGGAGGAUUCUAGAGUGCUUUAAAAUGCCUUAAAGUGACAGUAGAGCAUUUCGGACAAAGGAAUUAGUCCUAGAUCAAUGAAGAAUAACUGGUCAACUCAGUGAUGAGGGUUUUGUAACAUGGCAACAGUGGAGGAGGAUUCUAGAGUGAGUGACAGUAGCUUAAAUGGAGCAUUUGAGAGGAAGUCACCAGUCUUACCUGAGUACAGAUUUCUUUUGAUCUGUAAAUCAUCUGAAACUUCUAACAAAGGUAUGAGAAGGACCGAAUAGAGUCUGAUAAUGACAGUAAUACUGCAGAGUCACCGAAGAUUAGUUUUAUUUAGUUUUAUAAACUUUAUUGGAGUGUUUGUUUGUUCCAGUGGAUGGAUUUUCAACUUUUUUCCAGCGUUUUAGUCUGUGCCAAUUACAGAAAAGCCAAAAUCUAAGAGAAAUAUUUCCAUUGGCAGCAGCAGGUGUCAGUUUUGUCCAGUUCCCACUCUCAUCGUUGAGGUGUUGAGCAGCUGCAGAGAGGGUUUGUUAGAUAAUGUUAUACAGCCAUCAUCUAGCUUUGCAUUUACAGCUUAUAAAUGACUAUGAGAGACAUCCUGUCUGAUGUUUAACAUGACUGAUAACAGCUAACUAUAAAAUGAUUAACCUGCAAUUUGUAUGUAAAUGAAUAUUUUCAGAGGGCUUGUGCGUCCUACUUUGAUCCUGUCUGUUUGGGGCUGUGCUGUAUUAGUUUUGGUGUGCAGAAGAGACGGACAGAUGUCAAUCAAAACCUGAUCAUCCCACACAGUUUUAAACAGGAUCCAAAAGCCUAAAUGAGCUUUUUUCUCCUCUUUGUUUUCUAAAACUUCAUCUAAAUGUUGAGAAGCUGUUCUUGGACACUGUCCGUGUUUCUCCACAGCGUCGUGCUCCCCUUAAGUAAAAAGGACUUUGCACUAUCACAGUGACAUUUGAGUAAGAUUCCUCAUCAUUUAUCGUCUCUGAGUAUUUAGUGCCCGGCGGUUUUUCAUGACAUUAUCACAUGAUCUGCUCAGAGAAGCACACUGCGUCCUGCGCUCUCUCAUCCUACCCUGCAGUUUUUCUGUCGAUUACGAGGUCCUGUAAGAGAUCACAUCCUCUGUAUCAGAUCAGGGCCUCUCCUGUCCCUUGAGGCCCUCCUUGGUUAUGUUUUUUUCAGAAAUGCGUUGGAUUGGAUCGCUAAAGAAGCUUAGCAGCGGCUGGCCUGCUGCCAUUAAAAGCUCACCCGCUGGUUAUAAGGAUGCUGCUGAGGGCCGCCUCGGUCUCUGCCCCGAUACAGCGCUUUAUUGUGAUUCAUUUUCUCAGCUGUCAUCAACAUCCUUAAGCACUUCAGUCUGGAGAGUGUUUGUGAUUCGCUGUGAAAUGUUGGUUUCUCGCUUUUUAGCAUUUGAAAGGAUGUUUGUUUCGCCAUUAAAAAUCAAAGGCCUCUUUUCACGUCUGUAACGUGCUUCCUCGCUCUUGGGUGAUGCAGAUAUUAGACGGGUGGAGGCCAGAUGAGGGAGGCUGAGGCUGAGGUGGGGGCAGGGAAGAUUGUGUUGCUGUAAGCUUGUGACUAAGCUGGGAUUUGAAACUGUGAUCUGGCAGUUUCAGGCUCGGGGUUGUGUGACAGCUUUCAUUUCUUGAGUUGGCGGCGUGCUGAGAAGCAAUCACAACAUCCAUAUUGAUUUUAAUCUGCAGAAACAUUCACAUCAGCUUUAAACUCUGCCUGAGUGUUUUAUUGUGCACAUGAAGCCCUGUAUUAAAACGGCGUCAUCUCUUUCUUUAACUUCCCCAGGCUCUGAUAAUCUGGCUCGCUGUGGAGCUCUGGAGAGUCUGGUGAAUGACAUGGCAGACGACACGUGGGACAACAAAGCCAUGAACCGGAUCAGUGCCAUUCACUUCCUGGAUGAUGAUGAGGAGGAGGAUGAUGAUAAGGUGAGAUCAGCGAGCCUGGGGGGCGGAAUUUAACUGAAGUUCAUCAAACUUAAACCUGCAGAAAUGACGCCUCAGGAAAUUUCAGAGGAGCAAAGUCAGUCGGCUCUUUGUUUUAGGGAUGGAGCAAACUUACACGCAGAUUUUUACGCCUGCCUCAGACUCGAUAUUUCUUUAUUUGUCAACGAGCUUUGCAGAAUAGUAGAUGUAGUUUUUUUGGAGGGAUCAGAAACUGGUUUAAGGUCCAACACACAUAAACCAACUAAUAAUAAUUCUUAAAGCUAGGAUCAAACAGCCUUUUAGUUUUGGUCCAAACAGCUCAUUUCUCUAGUGGAAAAAAACAGUACAGUACUUCUGAACUGUCCUCCAUCUCCUCACCUGUCUUUCCCUCUUUGUUAUGGCCUGGAUGGGGUGGAGUCACGUCUCUGACGUAGGACAGUGUCUUAAAGGGACAUAAGACCAUAGCCUAUCUACACACAUCCAAAACAAACUUUUAUCUAUUUAUUUUUUCGACACCGAAUACAUCGAUAUAACAACUGAGUAUUAGGGCCACAUUAGGAAAAAAAAAUAAGACUUUGAGAUUAAAGUUGUUAAUUUACGGGAAUUAAGUCAUUACUAACAAGAAUAAAGACGGAAUACAGUAAUCACUUAGGAGAGUAAAGUCAGAAUAAAGUCCUUAUAUUAUAAACUGUUGUUUAAGAUGACAGUUGUUGAAAUGAGAGCCAUGAAGCAUUUCGUGAAAAUGUAAUUCAAUAUUGGUUUCUCAGAAAAGGAGAUACUUUGUCUUUUGGCACAUCAGCACCACAUUAUUGUAAGUCUAGUAAUUACAUUAUUACGACUAUAUUCUCGAAAGUUAUGAUUUAUUACGACUUUAUUCUCGUUAGUAAUUACUUAUUCCUGUAAAUAAAUGACUUUAAUCUUGAAGUCUUCAUUUUCUCAAAGACUUCAUUUUUUCUUAAUGUGGCACUUAUACUCCAUCGUAUGAUAUGGGCAAAAUGACGUUGGUUAUUGUUGUAAAUUUAAGCAUCGGUAAAUUUUCGGUUUAUCGUCCAGCCCUACCACAAGCUUCUUAUAUUCCCCCACAUUAGAAUAAAGAUAGAUUAACAGCAAAAUUAUUACAUAUUUUUGAUAACAAGUUUCUUUUGUAAGUAGUGAUGUAAACACAUUAUCAAAUAAGCUAACUUUUUUUUACACGUCACAGGGAACUCUUCUUCGGCGGGCCACACCUCACCCCGGCGAGCUGAAAACGAUGAAGAAAGCAGCCGAGAACCUCCGCAACGACCUGAACGCUGCCAAAGGCCUGGACUCCAACAAAAACGAGGUCAAUAACGCUGCAGACAGAGUGACCACGUCUGUGUGACCUUUUACCUCAGAAAUGUUUUUUACCUCCUGUGUCUGGCCGUGUCGUCCUGCACAAACCUCCCGCAGCCUUCCUCCCCCCCAACCCCUUUUUUCUCUUACCUCUGAACCCCGGUGUGGCCUACCCUCCCUCUGAUUAAACCCUGGGACGCCUGUAACCCUGCUCCAUCUCCAGUCCUGAGAGCGUUUGACUCGGUGUAUCAGGGCCGCUGUGCCUUCCUCUUUUUAACUCAUGUCCACGGCAAUAAUCUGCACAGAGACGCUCCUUUUUAAAGAUAUUUUAAAGAUUUAUUACUUUUUUUAAAUGCCUCUUUUUAAAGAUAUACAUUAGAUAGUUGCACUAUCAUCAGUCUUUAUAAUGUGGUCAAACCUUCAUAAAUGUAUUAUAUAUAUUUGUUCUAUAUCUAUUUUUAAAACACUGGGUGAAUACUUCUUUUUACAUUUUGGGCAAACAUAAACGCAGGACUUUUUGGACCUACUGAUUAAGGAUUAUUGUAUAGUCUUCUUGUGAAUAUUGAUACUUUUAUACUUUUGGCAGCUCAGAUGUAAAUAAAACUGUAUAGCAAAUUUCUUAAUCAGUUGCAGAUUUUUAACCUUUUUUUUUUUUUUAACUUGGUACUUUUUUCUUUUUUUUUUAUCACAGUAACGAACAAAACAGUCACUAUUGUCUUAUCAUCCAUAUAAACCAUAGACUUGUCAUUAAGUGAGUGAAUGGCCUUGAAACCUGUAAAACAAACUGAGCUAUUUUUGGAUAAAUAACACGUUUGAUUAAUGAGUUAAAUUAAAUUUAAGUACUGCACAUCCAACUUUAAUUACGCAGGAGUAAUGAUGCUGUCUUAUUUAUAUGUGCUGUGCUUCACUGCUUUGCUUUAUCCUUCAAAUAGAUGCCAAAAAAACAGCUGUACAUUACAAACAAGUUUUCUCCCUUUUACAAAGAGUACUGUACAAAGUAAUCAUGGGUGGUUUUGGUGAAAAAUGGGGCUUGUACCACAAAGGAGGGCAUCCUUUUAAAAUGCAGUUGUCAGAAGUUCCACUUUUAAUGCACUUCUCAGCGUUUCUCAAACUCUUUAAGUGGUACAUGAUCAACUGUAUUAUUUUGUUUUUAAAAAGUGGACCAGAGUGAUUGGUUCAACUGUUGUUUUAAAUGUUUUUAAUUAUUUUUCUGAUCAAGCUGCACAAAACGAAUCUCGACGAGGCGCUGUGCCUGGAGAUUUGAUGACUUUUUAACCACUGAUCAAUAAAAAGAGUGCAACACUAAACAACAUGGUUGUUUUUGCUUUGAUUUUGUCAAGUUUGAGGAGAACCUUAAAUUCUUCAUAGCUUAUUCUCAGAAAACCAAAUACAGGUAGUACAGGUGUAUUCAAAACAGUAUUGAGUAACAAUGAAGGUUAAACUCUGAACUGAAUUCAUUUGAGGCAACAAACCAGAGAAUCCACUUCCUGUCCCCUCCAUCGCUUGUGUCUGUCCAGCAGUGCACAGAGUUCCUGUGACGCUUUGCUAGCAUGUGACGUAUUUGACUUGUCUAUCCUGCACGUGCUGCAUGUUGUAGUAACGCAGGCAUGCCUCCAGUAGACCAGAGAGUCAUGUUCUUUGUGUUGUUUACAUCUCAAACACAGUGAAACUACACCUGAGAGUUGUCAUUUUGUAUUAUAAUGCUCAUAUUUAUGAAAAGUGCACUUGUCUUUUGAAUGUUGGAGUAAAAGUAUGAGCACACCGGCUUACUUUAGGCUUUUUAAAAACCUUAUAAACUGAUAUCUCACCUGAACGUUUCCUCUUUCUUAAUGCAUAACAUCGAUAAGGCCUUGACAUCUGAAUAUGAAAGCUUCGUUUGGCUUCUUUUGAAGUGGAAGCUCCUUUAGAGAAAAUUGAUAUCUAACUCCACAUCCUACUCUGCUCUUUUAUCUGUGUCUUAAAGAUGCAUCAGGAGGCAACAUUUGGCAAAAUUGCAGGGAAAUAGACAGAAAUUGUUGGGUUGGAGGAUCUAUUAUGUGUAAUUUGUACUGUGUUGGAAAGUUACACAGAGGGGCUGUAAUAAGGGAUUUUCACUUUCACUCUCAGGUGGUGAUUCAACAGUUUUAGUGCCCCCUGGUGUUCAGAAAAUGUCUUUCUUCUUUUCACUGAUAAGCAGCAGCUGCACUGGAAAGCCUGAGACUCUCACCAGGAUCAGUUCAGAGAGAUGCUUCUCCUACUUUUAACUUGUUUUCACUUUUUGAACGUAUUUUAAUUGGAUACUUUGCAAAACAUUUGAACUGCAAUUUUAAUUGAAAAUAGUGCAAAGACAGCGUAGAGAAGCUGAACUUGAAAAAUCUUCAUGACAGUGUGAGUUCAUUGAGAAUUAAAUGCCAGCGACAUGUUAAAGAUAAGUUGGAGGAACAUCUACUAACGAGGUUGAUUGGCAGCAGGCAAGUAACAAGACUGGGUGCAAAAAGAAGACUGAGUUACUCACAAGUGAAGAUGAAAAACAAGUUCAUCACCCUGUAAGAGACUGUGAGUACACAGUUCAACAAGUUUAGAAUAACGUUAAUUAAUUUUAUGCCGGAAUAAUCCUUUAAAAACAGACAUGACUCUGUCGUGGAAAUCUCUGCAUGAACUCAGAAUCACUCCAUAAACUGCUGCCUGUAACCAUCAUUCAUUGCUACAUCUACAAAGCAGGUUAAACUACAAUAUAUAAACCUGAUCCAGAAGUUCAAGCAACUUCUCCGAGUUUGAGCCCAUGUUAGUCAGAAGAGAAGUGGAAAACUACUUUGGUCAAACUGAUCAAAAUUUAACAGGAGAGGAGAGGAGGAGAGGGACCACCGAGCUUGAACACAGCUCAAAAGCCAACAUUGUUUUCAGGGAGGACCUUGCAUAAUACAGCAAGAAUAUACCAAACCACAUUCUGCAGGUAAUGUCAACAUGAUAGGAAGAAUCCAGGUGCCUAAACUAGUCUGCCUGCAGGUCUUACAUGUCAUCCAUUACAAACACUUGAUGAUCCAUGAAAGAGAAAAGGAGAUCCUGAAAUCUUCAGCAGCUUUAUCAGUCCAUAACAACACAUUUCAAUGUCAGCACUCCAGAUCCCUUUAUAGUUCUCAAACAGUUAUGGAAACUUAAACUGUAAACAAGCACCUGAGCAUAUAUUUUUAUAUAUAUAAUGUCUUUGCACUAUUCUAAGUUAAUUAUGGGGUUUAAAAUGAUUUGCAAACCACCUAGUUCUGACUUUAUUAACUUUGUACUAAACUAUUUUGGGAUUGGGGUUGUAUAACUCUGACAUUCAUCUUUCAGCAGUGGGUGGUGUCCUCUGAUAAUCCCCCGGAGUGUAGAAAUCCUCAAACUAACCCGUCUCUCAAGACCAGCAGCCAAAACUGGUCUGUCCCCGUCCUCAGCUGGGGGGAAAACAAAGACAGUCAGCAGGCGGGCUCUCGUCUGCCCCUGGUCAGCGACAGUGUGUGCGGCCACGUCUCCAACGCAAAGAGGGAAGCAGAGGAAAUUGAGCAGCCCAAGGAGGUCUGUUUUCUAAUUCAGGUCUCUGAGCUAGUUUACAGUUUUCAUCUGGGUUUGUUAUGAUGUGGGAUUUCACAUUUUUAUGAGCCUGCAGGUAUACUCUUCUUCUAGAUUAAACAUCUUAAACAGAGACAAUGAUAAUCUGAAGAGUUGAUCCUGCUGGAAUCUGUCAUUUUUAAAGGUUAUGAGAGUGACCUGAGAGUAAAAUAUCAUUAUGUACAAGGAGAGAUACGGUGGCCCUGAAGGUCAAAACAUUUCAGAAAAUGCAAUAUUACCCAGAAAGAUAUAAUGCAUAUUUGCAAAGUGUUUUGUUUAAAUAUAAAGUUUGUUUUUUAUCUCCUUUUUUGUUAUUAUCAAUUUUCAAUUAAAUGCUUUUGUGACUGGAGAACAGGCGGCACAGUGGUGUAGUGGUUAGCUCUGUCGCCUCACAUCAAGAAGGUCCUUGGUUUGAAUCUCGGUCAGGGAGUUUCUGUGUGGAGUUUGCAUGUUUUCCCUGUGUCUGCGUGGGUUUACUGUGGAUACUCUUGUUUCCUCCCACAUCCCAAAAAUCAUGCAGAAGUGGGGUUAGGUUAAUUGGUCACUUUCAAAUUUCCCAUAGGUGUGAAUGUGAGCGUGGAUGGUUGUUCGUCUCUAUAUGUCAGCCCUGCGAUGAACUGGCAACUUGUCUAGGUUGUCCCCUGCCUUCGCCCGAAGAUGCUGGGAUAGACUCCAACCUCCCUGCGACCCCGGGAACAGGAAUAAGCGGUAGAAAAUGGAUGGAUGUGACUGGAGAUUUGUGGCAUACUAUUGUCAAUCCUUAUUUCUAUAUCCCCAAAUCCCACAGGUGUUAUCUCAAGAAGCCCAGCUUACACUGCUGCUCGAGACUAGACUCCAUUUACAAUGACCCAAUGUAAAGAUGGGAUAAGAUUGAGCCUCAUCUUGUAAUAUCAGACCCACUACCAUCCCAUCCUCAACGACAUGAGUGAAACACGUCGCAGCAUUUAGCAAGUUACAGUGGAGAGGAGAGAGAGGAUAGAGGGAGAUGAAGAAAGAGAGAGAUGGACAGAGGAGAAACUGAUAGAAGGAGAUGAAAAAAGGUGCAGAAAUGGAUCCGUUUUUCCAGGUCCUGCUGGGACCUUUAAAUCCUUUAAUUUGAGAUAUAUUCUUUGGGGAAUAGUAUGUCAACUUUGUGAUCAUCUUUAUGUAGUUUAUUGGUUGGUCGUUUUCAGCUGUCACAUCUAAAGUUGCAGACUGACCUUAAAUCUGUCCUGUACGUUGAUGUUAAACAUAAGAGGCCCCAGGAUGGAGCCUUGGGGAACCCCACGUGUAGUUUUUGUGUUUUCAGAUGUGAAAUUACUUAUGAACACUAAGCAGACUCUGUUUUUUAGGUAAGAUUUAAACCAGUCGAGUUCCACGCCAUUAAGUCCCACUCAGUUCUUUGCUUGAUCAGGUACAUUAUGGUCAGUGCUGCUAAGACUGUAACUCUACCACUGCCUGUGUCAGUCUCAGAACUGUGAUGAGGUCAAAAACAUUUUUACUUUGAGUUUAGUUUGAUGUCGGUAAUGUUUCAGAGAUCUGGUGUGUUUAUUAUAGAUGUUGUUUAGUUUCCUCAAACCUUCUUUUAAUUACAUGACUGUGAGUUUUGAUUCUGAAAUGUCAUGUUCUGACCUUCAGGGCCACCAUAGCUAGCCAAUAAAAAAGAUUGACUCCCUCCUUUUUACCAGGAUUAUAUAAGCCGGCUUCUUAGAAGAAGACAUCUGACCUUGUUGGUUUCCCCAUCAGAGAGCUGAAACCAGAGAGAGCAGGAAAUCUCAGCACCACAGAGCUCCCCAUAAAGGGUCCAGUCACCAUGGAGACAAUGUAAAGAUGUCCUCCAUCCCAGCGAGUCCGAGGUCGUCUUCAGAGAGAACUCUUCCCCAGGAACCAUUCAUCUCUCAAGUGCCAUUAAGAGUAACCUUUCACCGUGAAUCUUUUCUAUAUGUCUCUCUAUCUCCGUGUGCUUUCACUACAUGCUGGAAUGAUUGAUUUGACCAUUUCCUCUCUCUCCUCAGGCUUACCUUUUGAAAGAUUCUGCUGUUAUUUGUCAUAAAAUGAAUUUCCUCUCAGUUACAGAUCAAAGUGUCGGGUCAGAGGGGGAGUUUGGGUUUCAGUAUUGCUGGAGGGAGGGGCUCUCUGCCUUACAAAGACAAUGAUGAGGUGAGUGGGAGAGGGAAACAACGCUGCUCAGUCUCUCUGAAUGAUGUCAUGUUUGGCUGCACUGAUACAGACUGUUUACAUGAUCGACAGUCUCUGUGUCCUUGCUUUUAUAUUAUCCAGAGUAUGAAUCAAGAUUAAACAUAAUAAUUCAUGACAGUUUCCUGGAUUCUGAUCAUCUUUGUGCACUUGUGUCUUGAUUUUCUUCAAACUGCAGCCAUGAUUUUAGGUGCAAAGAGAAUGAUGUUUACAUGCCAUGAGAUUCCUGAGGCCUGUAUUACAAAUUAAAGGGAUAUUCUGACAUAAAAUUAAUUUAGGGUCAAACACACUGUAACACCGAGUUAGACACCCCUCAAGAGAUGAAUGUUGCAGAUCGCUUGCUUCUCAAGUAACACCAACUUUAGUAACAACCGCACAAUAGCAAUACACAGCGGUCUAACUUCAUCAACAGUACAUGUAGGGAGACUGAUGCACAUUAAACAACCAGAGGUGUUAGAGCCAUUUGUUGUAUUUUUUGGGGGGUUUGUGUUUCAUUUGUAAUUGUCCUGGUGCCACACCAGGUGGCGUGAAAUCCUGAGUUUUGUUCACUUUAAAUAGAAGAGGACGCAAUUAGUGGCAGGUGUGUUGGUAGCUGGAGAAGCACACAGUUUUUUGAUCAUCAUCAUCCUGUUGUCGCUAUUUGUUUAAAUUUGCCUUUGUCUUUAUUUUGCAUUUGGUUUCUUUAACAAAAAAGGGAUAAACAAGGAAAAAGUGACUUGGGCGAACUGCUUCAUUUACACGAGGGAAACAAGUAGGCACGGAAGAUGCAUCAUCUGUAUACCUGGCUAUAACACACCUCUGUGGCUCACGGGAUAAUUUCAGCAGGCGAAAUUAAGUCACUACAAGAAGUGAAGGAAGAAGUUACCUUUACUAAGUUAUCUACAUUUACAUUCAAACUCUUAUUUGUGUUGAUGUGUCUGAUUUCCUACAGGGCAUCUUUAUUUCCAGAGUGAUUAAAGGAGGAGCAUCAGAGAAAGCAGGGGUCCAUGUAGGAGACAGAUUAACAGAGGUAAGAGGGGAGAUCACCUCACUACUUUUUAAUUACUGACUGAUGCUGAUGUGGUGAAUUUUGAUGCAUGGAAAGAAAUCACAAACUUGUACUCCAUACUGGCUGUAAGAGUCAGCACUGACUGCUGGUGUUCCUCUUGUGACCAAAGGGGGGCAUCAUUAGACCAGCACACGGAUCAUUGAGGAUCCACAGUUGACACACUCAGGCUGCAAACACACAACAUUUAAACAUGACAUAAGAUUAUGUAACAGAUGUGUUAUUUAAAAACCAAAUCCAAAUUAACAAUUAAAUUAUUAACCAUGAUGAUGAUUAAAAAAUAGGAGAAGCAACAAGCUCCAGGUAUCAUAAAACAACCAUAAAUAUCAUAUUUACUGUUUCAAUCAACAUUAUCAUUAAACUGUGACUACACUUCAUUAUUUAACGGGACAGCUUUAAAGAGAAACUUAAAAUAGUGAGAAUCACAUUCACCAAAUCAUUUCAGGACUGGAAAUCACCACUGACACUGACACUAGUAUUGCCUUAAAAAAGCAUUUUAUACUAAUUAAACUGUUUUAUUUAGGUGUUAAGAUCAUAAAAUCUGCUAAAUAUCUAACAAAAGGUUAAAAGACAUGAACAGUACGACCUUUGAGAUAUUCAAGCUUGAACUUGAAGUAAAUGUAAAUGUUUAAAAAGCAGAAAGAUGGACACAGAAGUCUAACCCAGCCGUGUUUAAACUUGGCAACAACCAGCAGUAUGUAGUUGUUUGAUUAAUCGAUCUAGUUAUCACCUUAGUAAUCAAAAUAGAUGGGUUAGAUAUAUGUGUACAUUAAUAUCAAGUUGGCUGUAAACAAAUUUAUCUCUGCUGUAAAAAUAGACAUUUGAAUAUGAGGCAUUAUCAGGAUUCUUUCACUUUUAGACUCAGCCUCAAGUGGCCGCUCAAGGAAUUGCAGUUUUUUCACUCUCACAUUGGCCUAACCCCAACCCUCACCCUCUAACCCCCUAACCCUAACAACUAAGAUUUCUGCCUGUGUUAAAGUUACAGUGUGUGAAGGUUGGGAUACUGAGCGAUAUCUCAUGGUCAGAUUAUAAAUUGAAAAACUCCCUUGCUCAACCCCUUGUGAGUAAAUAUCAGAGGAGAUGGAGGCCUUCAAGGACAAAAAGCUCCAGUGAUGAAUUAUGAAUAUGGUCCUUCAAAAUGUGCCUAUUCAAACAAAUUCUAUUACGCACAAGAAACGCCAAAUACAUACAAAUCAAUACAAAAACUAGUUUGUCUGAAACAUGGAGGUACAAGUAGAUAUGUAAGGCUCAUUUUAAAUUAAUAAAAACAGAAUGAUUUUCUUAUUCAGGUGGUUAUCCAAUAAUUUAAACAUACUUAUGAAUAUUUUACUCCAUUUCUACUGAGUCUAUUCACCGCACCCUUAAGCUGAAUAAUGUGAAAGCACUAUGAGGGAUAUUUAGUGGGUCAACUAUAUUUAGCUUGCCAACACCCCUCACCUCUAACCCCUGCUUCUACUUUCACUGACCCUAAGUUUAUGAUGUGAUGUGCCCGCUGUCCAUCCAGGUCAACGGCCUCGACAUGCAGGGAGCGACCCACCACCAGGCCGUCGGCGCCCUCAGGAAUGCUGGGAGCUGCAUCAAGAUGAAAGUGCUCAGGGAGAGGCUGCUUCCCCGGGAGCUGUACAGCCCGGAUCAGCCUCCUCCUCCUCCUCCUUCUUCUUCUUCUCCUCCUCUGGAUCCACGGGACGUGACAGGACGACAGCUGCAGGGCCGGGCCGGAGGAGGCGGAAAGAGCAAGCAGCAGAGGGAGGAGAGCAGAGAAGACAGUUUGUCCAGGAAGAUGGAGACGGUCGUCUGCAACGGCAAUGGCAUUGUGGGUGUUUUGCUCAACUCACAGCGCAGUCAGAGUCCACUUUCCUAUUUUUGAAUGUGUCUAUGUGUGCCUCAAACCAUUUAGGAAUGAAAAUCCUUCUUUGUUUUAGUCUGAUUUGGAGAGAGACCUGAAGAGGACCCUGUCAGAGCUGGAGGCAGUUACCACGCAAAAAAGAGAAUCACUCCAGGGGGGGAAACAAACAAUGCAAGUAAGCUGAUUUCCCAUCCCACAGUGGAUAACCACCUUCUUUAUAAUCUCAGCCUGAAUCCAGAGACACUUGACUGAAAAAGUUCUGCAAAAACAAACACACACAACCUGAUUUUUCUUAGAUACCAGCUUGUAGACAUAAACCACACAAACAUUUGCUUAUCUGUCUUCUCAAUCAUCUGACAGAUCCCGCGGAUCAUCCUCACUCAUCCCUCUACCUCAGAUGAAGACGUGGAGUUCCUGACGCAGAGCCCCGGCAGAGAGCUUCCUGACAGGCGCUGUUUCGACAGUGCCUUCCACCCACCUUGA
Molecule: messenger RNA, 41713 nt
Organism: Xyrichtys novacula (pearly razorfish)
Lineage: Eukaryota; Metazoa; Chordata; Actinopteri; Labriformes; Labridae
Source: the annotation of a GenBank genome assembly